Molecule: messenger RNA, 2430 nt
Organism: Zasmidium cellare ATCC 36951
Lineage: Eukaryota; Fungi; Ascomycota; Dothideomycetes; Mycosphaerellales; Mycosphaerellaceae
Exons: 2
Coding region: 1-2430 (809 amino acids)
Biological process (GO): transcription elongation by RNA polymerase II; transcription elongation by RNA polymerase I; transcription antitermination
Cellular component (GO): nucleus
Molecular function (GO): RNA polymerase II transcription regulatory region sequence-specific DNA binding
Source: RefSeq, a predicted model, not a curated record
AUGUCAGAAGAACCACGCCGCUCGGGUCGAGCCACCAAGGGGCAGCAUAAGAACGCCUCGUCGUCGCCCGCGCCCAACCCGAAGCCCGCCAGAGCAGCCCCGAAGAGCAAGCCCCCCAAGAAGUCGACAGAGCCGGAGCCUCAAGAUGACGAGGAGGAGGAGGUCAUUCGCUGCAUAUGUGGUAAUUCGAAUCCCAAGGACAAGCGCGCGUUCAUCGGAUGUGACGCGUGCACGGUCUGGCAACAUAACGUGUGCAUGGGAAUUCCGGAUGAAGAGGAGGACGUGCCGGAUCAUUAUUUCUGCGAAGAAUGUCGCCCAGAGGAGCAUGAGGAGACCAUCCAGGCCUUGCAGCGUGGGGAGAAGAUUUGGGAGACGCGCAACAAGCUGUACCAGAAUGAGAAGAAGAUGAGCAAGAGCCGAAAGAGCAAGGGCAAGCAAGGGGAAGAAUACCGACCAGCGUGGUUGAAGAAGGACAUCGCGCCACAGCCACCGGCCGACCCUGAACCAACACCAGCGCCAGCGACAAACGGCAAGCAAGAGGCGAACAACAAACGAAAGAGAGAAGAGGAGCCAGCACCCGAGCCCGCGCCCGCGCCGAAGCCCGUGCCUGAAGAGAAGCCUGCACGAGCUGGACGACAAGACAAGCGUCGCAAGUCAUCACCUGCCGAGAGCAAAGUCGUCAUGGAUACGGAGACUGCGUUGGUGCCGAUCGCUCAACUGCCAAAAGAGCGCCAAAGUGUUGCUCAGGCCUUGAGCAAGAUCGUGACAGGCGACCUUCAGCAGCGCGUCAAGUCUGGGUUUAAGCUGCCUGCAAAUCAGACUCCAGCUUCACUCGGAGAGCAUUACGGCGCGAGGAUCGAGUAUGCGCUUCACAUGAAUCACGGAUCCAAGGAGCCCAGCUACAAGCAGCAGUUCAUGGCGCUCAACGCCAAUCUGAAGAAGAACUCUAUUCUUGUCGAGCGCCUGCUCAACGGCUCGGUCACGGCGGACGAGCUGUCGACAAUGAGCAGCAGUGACAUGGCAAGUGAGGAGCUCCAGAAAGAGCGUGCAGCUAUGAAGGAGGCAUUGGACAGGCAGGCGAUUGCUGUCGAGGAGGAGGGCCCACGCUACAAGCAAGAUCACAAAGGCUUUCACGAGAUCGAGAUGGAGGGACAACAGAGCAACGAAGCGCCAGCAGAUCCCGAGCCAGUGCCUGAGCCCAGCGUGGCACGCAAAGAAUCGACCCAAGGCGGCUCACCGGUUGCCAACCACCAACCACCACUUGCCAUUGACACCAGUCAACAGGCGGAUCCAGGGGUUGAGCGACGGCAUUCAAGCCAGCAGCAAUUCGACAUGAACAACAUCUGGGCCAAGACUGCCAACUCGCCGACAGGAACAGCACCACGACCGGCGGCGACACACGUACGGCGGCCCAGUGCACCUGUUCCAGUCCAGCCGAACGGCGCUCGAGACGACCCUGAUAUCGAUAGGAUGCUUGAUGACAACGACGAGUCGUACUCACCGGCCGAUGCGACCGGCACUGACGCUAUCGUCUGGCGUGGCAAGCUAGUUCAAGCCAGUGAAGAUGAAAUGACCGUCAAUGCGCGCUAUGUCGCAGGGCGCAAUCUUUCAUCGACGUCGCAUACUCUGUUGCCCGAGACGCUUUCAAUCGAUGGUCGCCUGGCGGUUAACAAAGCCGAGGACUACUUGUGCGGCUUGCGCUGGAGCAACAGCAGUGAUGUGUCGGUCUUGGCGUUGACACCAUACGACAACCUCGAGCCUUUCAACAACAUCUUCCAGUACUUUCACAGCCGUGAGAGAUACGCCGUGGUGGAGAAAUCGAAGCCGCGAUUCGUCAAAGACUUCUACAUCAUCCCAGUCGAGGCCGGUCGAGAGCUGCCCGCCCAUAUCAAGAUGCUGGAAGACUGCAAUAUCAAGACACCGAUCGAAGAGCGGAUGCUUCUGGCCACGAUUGUCGUUGCUCGUGCACCUGAUGAUCCACCAGUCGCCGCAGAUGCCACGCCAAGUCAACAGCCAGCAAACGGCCACCUGCCUCCUCACGUGCGCCAGAGUAUUGGUGGACCUGCAGGGUCGCCCAUUACUGCGCAGACUCCAUCAUUCUCGCCAUCGAACAAUGGCCCGCCGCAAACUGGCUACGGUGCGCCCAACCCUGGCGGCCUGCCACCGAAUCCGUACACAGCGCAAGCACCACCACCGCCCCAGCAAUCGCCAUACCCUGCUCAACCAGGGCAAGGACUGCCGCCGAAUCCGCUCGUUAACGAGAUCUUAGGUCCUCUGCACAACUGCCCGACGGCACAAGUGAUAUUGUCACAGGCGCCCAACAUCGACCGGGACAGACUGCAGAAUCUCAAGAAGAUAUUGGAAGAGGAGCCAGUCACAAUGACCGACUUCGAUGCGCUCGUGGCGAAGCUAUACUCGAUACCGAAGUGA